AUUGAGAUAUAAUCCUAAAGAUCUUUACAGGUUACUGCCGGCUGCGAAGAGACCGCAAUGCAGUGCCCUAUGUUAACAAACCAUCUGGUGCAGCAUGUCUUAGAAGCGGACAAAGGAAACAAUGCAACACUCACGUCGUGGUGCUUGGAAGACCUUACAAGUGAUGGCGACAAUUACAGCACCUAUGUGACCGGUGUCAAAGUGGCAUAUUCUCAAGGAGGAGCAGCUCUUGAAACUACCUAUGUGGCUAAGAUAAAUCCCAGCGGAAAUGUGAGUAAAUCUGGAAGUUUGACUUCCUCAAUGUUUGAGAAGGAAGGCCAGUUUUACACCGAGUUGGAACCCGCUUUGAGUUUGGAAUUAACAGCUUUGGGUCAUGAGAGCCUUAGGGUCCCUACUUUUUUUUAUGUUUCUUUGGAUCGAGGUCAUGAAGUGAUGAUCAUGGAGAAUCUGCAAGUCCAUGGGUUCCGGAUGAAUGACCGAAGAAAAGGGCUGGAUGUUAUCCACGCCACUCUGGUAAUACAGGAGUUAGCUAGACUGCAUGCAGCUUCAGUAUUACUAAAGAUUAAUAAAGGACCUAAAUUGUUAAAUGAAGUUUUGAGCAAAGACUGGAUGAACUUCGAUAAAGCAACUCAUGAUUUCUUGAAAGUUAAGUAUUCUGGGCAUGUUGAUAAUGCUAUUGUUACCCUGGAGAAGAUCGGAGGCUAUGAUAAGACAGUAGCUUGGCUGCGAGAUUUGAAGCCUCAAGCACUAGAGAUUCUAGAAGACCAAGCCAAGGAUGCAGACCCAUUUAAUGUCGUCAUCCAUGGUGACUGCUGGAACAACAACCUCUUAUUCAGGUACAACUUAAAGGGAAAACCCGUGGAGGUAAUGCUGUUGGAUUUGCAGCUGAUUCGCCAAGCCUCCUUGGCAAUAGAUCUAAAUUUCUUUCUCUACACUAGUCUAGAUGGGCCUACAAGGAGAAGCAACAUGACUUACUUUUUGGAUACUUACUACGAUUGUUUCAAAACUGUCAUUGAAUCGGCCCAGCGAGACAUGCCAUUCACUCGAGAAGCUUUCAAGCAGGAAUUCGUUGACAAACACCUGUAUGGCUUUUUAUUCGCAAUCUUUAUCAUUCCACUCUCCGUGUGUAGGAGUGACCAGCUUCCAAAAGGGUUAACAGACUCCUUUGGGAAAAAGCAAGAAAACCUCAUGCUCGAUAUGUUAGACAGCAAUCCAUUGUUUAGACCACGCUUUCUCGCUCUCUUUGAUGAGAUGAUGGAGGAUGGGGUCAUCACAUGCAGCAUACCAUGAAUUCCUCUAUGAGUAAUUAUGUAUAUAGGGGAUUGGACACACACACACACACACACACAUACACACACACACACACACACACACACACACACACACACACACACAC
This is a messenger RNA of Penaeus indicus, 1396 nucleotides long. RefSeq lists its product as uncharacterized. The record is from RefSeq and is a predicted model, not a curated record. Bases 58 to 1290 code for a protein of 410 amino acids. The transcript is spliced from 2 exons. NCBI's taxonomy places the organism in Eukaryota, Metazoa, Arthropoda, Malacostraca, Decapoda, Penaeidae.